Corythoichthys intestinalis (scribbled pipefish) is the source of this 6097-nucleotide messenger RNA. RefSeq names its product ATPase sarcoplasmic/endoplasmic reticulum Ca2+ transporting 3 (gene atp2a3). Lineage: Eukaryota; Metazoa; Chordata; Actinopteri; Syngnathiformes; Syngnathidae. Gene Ontology annotation, cellular component: membrane. The coding region runs from base 214 to 3189 and encodes 991 amino acids. Gene Ontology annotation, biological process: calcium ion transmembrane transport; intracellular calcium ion homeostasis. Gene Ontology annotation, molecular function: P-type calcium transporter activity; ATP hydrolysis activity; ATP binding. The transcript is spliced from 22 exons. The record is from RefSeq and is a predicted model, not a curated record.
UCACAUGCAAGCGGAUGAGGUUCGGCUGUGGACGAUCCUAUCAUUUGAAGCGGAGCAGCUUGAGACCGGGGGGUGGUUUGCUGCGUCUUCUUCGGACGUGUUCAGGUGAUCACCUACGCAUCCAGCCGUCUCUCCACUACGCAAACCCCGAGUAGAUGUUGAACUCUAUGCAUGGUCAGCUUCUCACCUGAACCCCAAUUUUAGUCCGCCGAAAUGGAAAAUGCGCACGCUAAACCGGCGAGUGAAGUUUUAGCUUUCUUUGGCGUGAAUGAAAACACCGGACUGACUCCGGAACAAGUCAAAGCGCAACUGGAGAAAUUCGGGCCGAACGAGCUCCCUGCUGAAGAAGGAAAGUCCCUGUGGGAACUGGUGUGGGAACAGUUUGAAAAUCUUCUAGUCCGGAUCCUGCUUCUUGCAGCCUGCGUCUCUUUUGUGUUGGCUUUAUUUGAGGAGGGUGAGGAGUCAGCCACCGCCUUUGUUGAGCCUGUCGUCAUCCUCCUUAUCCUCAUCGCUAAUGCCGUCAUUGGUGUCUGGCAGGAGCGAAAUGCUGAGAAUGCCAUUGAGGCGCUUAAAGAGUAUGAACCCGAAAUGGGAAAGGUGUACCGCAUGAACCGUAAGGCCGUGCAGAGAAUCAAAGCCAGGGACAUUGUUCCAGGGGAUGUAGUAGAAGUAGCAGUUGGUGACAAAGUUCCAGCAGACAUCAGGGUGACGUCUAUUAAAUCCACUACUUUGAGAGUGGACCAAUCUAUCCUGACAGGGGAGUCUGUGUCCAUCAUCAAACACACUGACCCAGUCCCUGACCCAAGAGCUGUCAAUCAAGACAAGAAGAACAUGUUGUUUUCUGGCACCAACAUCGCUGCCGGUAGGGCCACCGGCGUGGUGGUGGCGACCGGCGUGGCCACCGAAAUUGGCAAAAUUCGCAAUCAGAUGGCGUCAACGGAACAAGAUAAGACGCCGCUGCAGCAGAAGUUGGACGAGUUCGGCGAGCAGCUCUCCAAGGUUAUCUCCCUCAUCUGCGUGGCCGUGUGGGCGAUCAAUAUCGGCCACUUCGGGGAUCCCGUCCACGGCGGUUCCUGGGUGCGGGGAGCUAUCUAUUACUUUAAGAUAGCGGUGGCCUUGGCGGUGGCCGCCAUCCCCGAAGGGCUGCCCGCCGUCAUCACCACCUGCCUGGCCCUCGGGACCCGCCGUAUGGCCAAGAAGAACGCCAUCGUGCGCAGUCUGCCUUCAGUGGAGACCCUUGGCUGCACCUCUGUGAUCUGCUCUGACAAGACAGGGACCCUCACCACCAACCAAAUGUCUGUCUGCAGAAUGUUUGUGGUGGACGAAGUGAAGCAUUCAAGCUGCACCCUGCAUGAGUUCUUCAUUACAGGAUCCACCUAUGCACCUGAAGGGCAAAUAUUAAAAGGAGACCGGCCAGUCCAGUGUGGAGACUAUGAUGGACUUUUGGAGUUGGCCACCGUGUGUUCCAUGUGCAAUGACUCUUCAUUGGACUACAAUGAGGCCAAAGGUGUGUACGAGAAAGUGGGUGAAGCCACGGAAACUGCUCUUACAACCUUGGUGGAAAAGAUGAAUGUCUUCAAAACGGACCUUUCCGGACUCAGCAAGGUGGAGCGUGCCGGGGCCUGCAAUGCGGUGAUCAAGCAGCUAAUGAAGAAAGAGUUCACAUUGGAGUUCUCUCGUGACCGCAAGUCCAUGUCAGUCUACUGCACGCCAGUCAAGCCUGGCUCUCAGAGCAAGAUGUUUGUCAAGGGUGCACCAGAAAGCGUGAUUGAGCGCUGUCAGUACAUGCGCGUGGGAACUGCAAAGGUGGCGCUGACCCCCGCUUUGCGAGACCAGAUCUUAUCCAAGAUCCGUGACUGGGGGACUGGGAGAGACACUCUGCGCUGCCUGGCUUUGGCAACUCGUGACAACCCACCACGCAAAGAGGACAUGGAUUUGGAGAAUUCGAGCAAAUUUGUGGACUAUGAGCUGAGCCUCACGUUCAUUGGUUGCGUGGGCAUGCUGGACCCGCCUAGGAGGGAGGUCAUGGGCUCUGUGAAACUCUGCAAUGACGCAGGUAUUCGUGUGAUCAUGAUCACGGGCGACAACAAGGGCACAGCAGUAGCCAUCUGCCGGCGCAUCGGCAUCUUCGGCGAGGAGGAGGACGUGGCGGGAAAGGCCUACACUGGCCGCGAGUUCGAUGAUCUUUCCCUGGAAGCCCAGAGAGAGGCUGUGAAACAUGCGCGAUGCUUUGCGCGUGUGGAGCCGGCUCACAAGUCGAAAAUUGUCGGAUACCUGCAGUCCUUUGAGGAGAUCACUGCUAUGACUGGAGAUGGUGUAAACGACGCCCCUGCCUUAAAGAAAGCCGAGAUCGGCAUCGCCAUGGGCUCGGGCACCGCUGUGGCCAAAUCAGCCUCUGAGAUGGUCCUUUCUGAUGAUAACUUCUCCACUAUUGUGUCUGCCGUCGAGGAGGGCAGAGCCAUCUACAACAACAUGAAGCAGUUCAUCAGAUACCUUAUCUCCUCCAACGUGGGCGAAGUUGUGUGCAUCUUCCUGACAGCCAUUCUGGGUCUCCCCGAAGCUCUGAUACCAGUCCAGUUGUUGUGGGUCAAUCUGGUGACUGACGGUCUGCCUGCCACCGCCCUGGGUUUUAAUCCCCCUGACCUGGACAUCAUGGACAAACCGCCACGUAAUCCCAAAGAACCUCUUAUAUCAGGAUGGCUUUUCUUCCGCUACCUGGCUAUUGGAGGCUACGUAGGACUUGGGACAGUGAGCGCAGCCACAUGGUGGUAUCUGUUUGAUGAACAAGGGCCGCAAGUGUCUUUUUAUCAGCUGAGACACUUUAUGCAGUGCACUGAGGAUAACCCAGUGUUUCAGGGAAUAGACUGUGAGGUGUUUGAAUCCCGCUACCCCACCACCAUGGCCCUAUCAGUGCUUGUCACGAUCGAAAUGUUCAACGCGCUCAACAGUUUGUCUGAGAACCAGUCCCUUCUCAGAAUGCCUCCCUGGGUCAAUAUUUGGUUACUGGGAGCCAUUGUACUUUCUCUCUCCCUCCACUUCUUCGUCCUUUAUGUUGAACCCAUGCCACUGAUCUUCCAGGUGACCCCUCUACGAUGGUCUCAGUGGACCGUGGUCCUGAAAAUUUCAUUUCCUGUCAUCCUCCUAGACGAGGCUCUAAAAUAUAUUUCCAGGCAUCACCUUGAAGCCUAAAUUCUUAUCUCCUUCUUUGGAAAGGUGAUGACGACACAAAGUACCGUCGGAGAUGGCAGCAGAAUUAAGCCAACUCCCUAAAUCACGCUCACACAGUUAGACCCAGGCCUUGCUUCUUCGUUUUCCAAGUGACAACACCCUACUCAUCAUUCCCUACGUCUGCAUGACGGAAGAACCACCACUACACAGUCAAGAGGCAUGCGUGACAACAGAUGUGCUAGAAAAACAUCACUGCUUGAGUGCAAGAGUGAAUAUAGAUAAGAUAUCUACAUUUUUUGGGAGAGGAGAUUAAAAAUCCAGGGGGUGUUAAAGAGAAGAUAAUCCUAAAUGACCACAGAGAUGGAAAAGUGAUUGUUAAUUGGUGGCAUAUGGAGGUUCUUGGGCUGCUGUCUAUGGGCGUGUGUGUGUAUGUGUGUCCACAGUAAUCCAGUGGUACUCCCCAAGCUUCUGCAAAUCACUUUUCUAGGAGUAGUUGAGAUAUUGAUCUCCAGCUUGUCACAGUAAAGCUUUCUUGUCACUCUUCGUCUUUUCCGCUCAACGCAAAUAGGGUGAGCCGAGCUUAACUGUCUUAAUUUGACUGCACUUGUGUCAUUAGCGCUGAGGGUUUGAAUAGCUUUACACUGAUUGGCUGACAAUUAAAAAUUGGGGCAAAUGAGAAGUUAAUUACAAAGGUCGGUGUCAAGAAGCAAUGAAACCUGUGUGUCGCUGUUGUCGUUCUUAUUUCGCCGGUUUACACCCAGGAUACUACUCAAAAUUGUGGAAUAUUGGACUUUUGAGUAAAAUUUUGGGAACAAAAAUGCACUCUAAUCUCAAUAGUCAAUAGCAACUGUUGUGAAACUGAAAAGGGUAAAUUGAGCUGUCCGAAUACGAUUCCGCGUAUGAGUCGUCAAUUCUGCUACUUGUAAAGUAACAGAAAAUUCUACAAAAAAAUAAUGAAACAUUCAACAGUUGGGCAGAGUAUCAUAAUGAGUUAACUCUUUGACAGUCAUUGGCGGUGAUCGACCGCCAAUGGCAUUAAAGUUUGAUCAUUGGCCGUCAACGAGCUAAUGAUUUCUAAAAGUAUCAAAUGUUUUUGAGAUUAAAACAUAAAUUUAAUAAUCCGUCAACCCCUCCAAAUAUUAGGAUUAAUCUACUUUUGCAAUUAACCUAUGAAGUCCAACAUUGUCUUUAACAUUGAAACAGGAUCAUUGGUAGUGAACAAAUCAAUGGUAAAUUAACCUGUUUUGUGAUCUAUCGAUGAAUUUGACCUUGCGAUUAAUCUAAUUUUGCGAUUACCGUCAAUGGCAUGGAAACAUGAUCGUUCACUCUCAGCCCUCCAAGUUCAAACUAAUCUGAUGUCUAUCUCCAUCCAUGGCAGCCUGUAAAUUAAUUCGUAAAUAUUGAACUGCGCUUGAGGCUCAUCCUUAAAUUUAACCUGGAAGUUGAAUAUUCCUUAGUUUUUGUCAGUAGUACUGUAAGAAUUCAGGCUCUGAGUCAAACAUGUUCAAUACAAGCUCAGAAAUGUCAAAUAGGCUGCUUGAUUGUCCCAAAAGUAUUGAUUGAAUCACACCAUGCCUUAUACUGUACAGCCCCACUGCAUCUCCACUUUGAACAAGUGGUGAAAAUGAAUGUCCCACUCCGUGGUUUUGGUCAUAUUUUAUGUGUGUGUUGUGCAUGCGCGCUGCUUUUUGCGCCUCCCUUGUUCUCAGUCUUUUAGCAACUAAUUGGCAAGUGUUUUAUAGAAUUAAACAACAUACAUAUUUGACUGACUGAAUGCACAGGGUUGAGCUAGAGUCCUUUUACCUCAUUGGCUGGCAUUGACGGCGAUAGGCGUCCAAUCCGUUUGAACCGGAAGGGCUGAACGAAUGUUCAUUCGCUACCAACCCUCCCAGUUUAAUGGAUUGUACGUCUAAUAGUGAUAAACUCAUUUAAAGAGUCUUUUUAUUUAUAAGAGGCACGAGAUUGGAUGUCUAUCUUUGUCAGUGGCACUAAAAGAGUUAAUUAUUGGUUUUGUGUCAGGUCCUGGUGCUCUGUGGACCUGGUCAUGGUGGUUGGAUGUGUGUCUUAAAAUUAAAAAAAAAAAAAAGUCUUUGCUUCACGUUUAAGAUAAAGCAGUGGGAGUGUCAAAUUAAUUUUUAACAGCAAGAGCUAUAUGUGCUGCUGUCCUGGUUUUCCAAGGCUCAGCAACCUCCGACUAUAGAGGUCUGUAUAGGCUUAUUUACUACUGAAUCCUCAAUUCUGUACAGGAGAUGAAUGUACAAUAUGAUUGCAUGGAAUCAUGAUACUGUAAAAAUAAUAUUAAUAAUAAUAACAACCUAUACAGUAUAUAGAAUGUUUUGGCUAAUAUCAAAAGUUUUUUUUUUGCUUUUGGCACUUCUUACCUUUUUGUAGAAUAGAAAGUAAUUAUUGUUCAUGUUUGGUUUUUACAUUUUCUUGGGGUUUUGUGUGCGAUUGUAGGGGGAGAUGAAUAUAUCAUGUUUAAGAAUCCUUGUUUACGCUGGUAAACUGAUGACUAAUCAUUUCAGUUCACUGGUGUGAGAAUAGUCAGUUUGUGUGUUGACUGUGGGUUACGCUCAGCGAAACGGAGUGAUGAAUCCUCGGUAAUGAAGUUUUAUGACUGUACAGUGAAGGCAUUGAUGUGGAUGCAGGCUUGGAGACAACAUGGCGGUUCUUAGAAAUUAGACUUGUUGAUGGGACUGCCUUCCAGGUACUUCCACCAUUUUGGAUAAUCGUGCUCAGCAACAGUGCUAGAAUGAUUUUAUCAACAACACAACCAUUUAAAUAAAUAACGUGGGCAAAAUUCUCUACAGUCUGACCUCCACCUCUAAAAAUGGAAAUGAUUGCCUGUAUUGCCUUGUUAAUAUUCAAUGUGGUCACAUAAUUUUAUAAAUGACAACGACAUGGAAAUAAAGAUUCUUAUUUAUUAUGA